Arachis stenosperma is the source of this 592-nucleotide messenger RNA. RefSeq lists its product as uncharacterized. The transcript is spliced from 5 exons. NCBI's taxonomy places the organism in Eukaryota, Viridiplantae, Streptophyta, Magnoliopsida, Fabales, Fabaceae. Bases 1 to 507 code for a protein of 168 amino acids. The record is from RefSeq and is a predicted model, not a curated record.
AUGAACCAGCUUCCCGGGAUGUACCAGCCUGAGAUGUACCCUGGGAUCCAUUCUUGGGGAACAGUAUGGGGAAAGAAUGGCUAUGGAAACAUUAUCCGUGAGCCAAUUACACACAAGGAUUUAGAAGGGAACACAAUAUCUACUGAUAUAUUGACACAUGGAGUAAUUCCUAUUGAUGUUUCUAAGAUAGAAGAGCAGGGGCGGCGGACACGAGGUGGUGCACUUCUUGUGUACCGCCCACGAAUUGGGACCGAAAUUUGCCUAUAUAAACGCUCUCGAAUCAUUCCCGACGGAACCAUUAUCAGAAGGUAUUACAUUCGUUUGCGACGAUCCACUGUGGAUAAUGAUUUCGCCACAGACAUCAUUGCAAGUUUUGAAGAAUCUGAUUCUGAUGCAAUGCGGAAUGGUUGGAAAAAAGGAAAUCAUGAAGCUGGCUUAUUGAUGCAAGAAGAGAUGAAGGCGAAUGAUGCUGUCAACCCUGACCUCUCUGUACUCAAACCUGAAUAACUCGAGCUACAGAGGUCCAAUGGACAUGAUUUCAGUGGCUUUGGAAAGCUAACUUCCAGAGCUUUCCAACGAUAUAUAAUAGUCC